CUUCCGGGAUCUGGCUGGCGGGCGCUUUGUCUCGCUUUCGCCACAGUAGGCUCUUGCUGUUAGUCUCCGCUGCUGCUUCUUGACUCUGGGAGGCCCAGGUGGCUCUGCAGCAGCCUCUGCCACCCUGUGACUUGCGGGUAUUGGGACAUCCCUAGCUGACGCCAGGACACCCGGGAAGCCGAGGAAUGGUGAGUGGACUGCGCCUGGCUUCCCGAAGUGGGGAAAAGGGCUGGUUGAAACCUGCUGGAACCAGCCAUCGGCUGCGGAACCUGCGGACCGAGUCGCCGGGCGCAGCCGGGCCUCAGUCCCCUUCUGUGCAGGGCCGGGCGGGGCGGGCAGCGGGACCCCUGCGUCCUGUCUGUACCUGUGGGCGCCACUUCCGCCGGCCGGAGCCCUCUCGGGAACCCCGCGCCUCCCCCACCCAGGACUCCGUGGCUUUUGAGGAUGUGGCUGUGAACUUUACCCAGGAGGAAUGGGCUUUGCUAGAUUCUUCUCAGAAGAAUCUCUACAGAGAAGUGAUGCAGGAAACCUGCAGGAACCUGGCUUCUGUAGGGGCGGGCAGUGGUCAACAGUGACCCGAACCCUUGGACUCCUUGCUCAAAGCUGCCUCAGCUCAUCUGCCUGAAAUUCCAGUUACUGUCAUGUUGUGUGGACCCAUACAAGAACAAAAUGUGGAUCUCUCGAGGUAGCUUACCCUGCGCCCACAGACUGUGACAACGGGGUGACCCAGGAGGGGAAGCUGCAUCUCUUCCGGCCCAGGAUCCAUUGUCACCUGCAGAGAGAGAAGCACCAAGGGAUCCUCAGAGACACCAUGACCGCAGCGCCAACCAAAAUCCACCCAGACAGCCGACUUUCCCGGAGCGCUGUUAUGUCUUUUUGGACUGAGAUGACUCAAGAAGAAAUGUCCCUAAUCUUCGUCCAUCUCCAGGCUUGGGAGAAGGUUGUGAAGAAAUGUGGCUUCCAAAGUGAUGAGGCUGAUAUGCUGUCCUGUGUUCUGUUUGAAGAACUGACGCGAUGUGACAAAGAUUCCAUGCCAGAUGGGUAUCUGUCAGAGGAGGAAAAACUGUUUCUCUCAUAUUUUCCUUUGCACAAAUUUGAGCUAGAACAGAACAUCAAAGAACUUAACACCCUUGCGGACCAAGUUGACACCACUCACAAGUUGCUGACCAAGACCAGCCUGGUGGCCAGCUCUUCCGGGGCUGUUUCUGGGGUCAUGAGCCUCCUGGGUUUGGCCCUAGCACCUGUGACAGCAGGAGGCAGUCUCAUGCUCUCAGCAGCUGCGACAGGGUUGGGGGCAGCAGCUGCCAUCACCAACAUAGUAACAAAUGUUUUAGAAAAUAGGAGCAAUUCAGCAGCAAGAGACAAAGCCAGCCGACUGGGGCCUCUGACGACAUCACAUGAGGCUUUCGGAGAAAUAAAUUGGUCUGAAAUCGGGGCUGCUGGCUUUUGUGUUGAUAAGUGUGUAAAAGCCAUCAAGGGCAUCAGGGACCUUCGUGCCUACCAGAUGGCCAAAGCCAACUCUGGGUUCAUGGCUAUGGUCAAGAAUUUUGUGGUCACAAGACACAUCCCUUUCUGGAGGGCUAGAGGGGUGCAGAGAGCCUUUGAGGGCACAACUCUGGCUAUGACCAAUGGUGCCCGGGUGAUGGGUGCUGCUGGGGCUGGCUUCUUACUGUUGAAAGACAUGAGCAGCUUCCUGCAGAGCUGGAAGCACCUGGAGGAUGGGGCAAGGACGGAGACAGCGGAGGAACUGAGGACACUUGCUAAGAAGCUGGAGCAGGACCUGGACUGGCUCACUGAGCGCCACCGGCACCUGCUACAGAAGGCAAGCCGGACCUCUUCCAGCUGCCGGGGAAGGGCUGUUCGAGGAUCCCGUGUGAUUAAACCAGAAGGGUCUCGCUCACCUCUCCCCUGGCCUGUCGUGGAGCACCAGCCUAGUCUGGGCCCUGGCGGGGCACCGAGAACACCAAAGAGGACAGUCUCUGCCCCAAGGACACUUGGCCACCAGCCAGCCCCACCAGCACCAGGCCCCGGGAAGACACUGACAGCGAGAAGAGUUGGUCACCCUGUCACCACUGAACCUUGAUUUAACAAAGGCAAAAUGCAAGUCUUCGAUGAAGAAUAAUGGGGGUAGGGAAGCUUUAGUGGCAAUAAUAAAAACCAGCAGCGAUGAUAAUAGAAGACAAACCUCUAGUGGUUUGUGGUCACCCUUGCGGACUCCAGGAAUACCUGGGGUGGAAGACACAUUGGCAAGAGACCAGCUUUUUCGUGGGUACAGAUGGAGUUGGAGGCCGAGAAGACCUACAUGUUCAUGUUAAUUAAAACUGGAGCUGGAACACAGUCCAAACUUAUGUAUUUUCCAAAUUGUAUGUAACUACAUAGUACCUUCAUAAUGAAAAUGAAAACAUUUUUAAACUAUCACCUGCCACUCCUCCCCCUCUUCCCUCCUGUCAUCUGUCAUGACUCUGCAGUCAACACCUUUGCGUGGAGACUGUUGCUCAAGCUAAGAUCCAUUCUCCAUUCCCAGGGUUCCUGCAAUGACAAGUUAGUGAUUUGAGAAAAGCUGUGACUGGGAGAAAAUCAUCCCUUUACUGUAGCAUAAUUUAUAAUCAUGAAAAAUGUGAAGCCAUUAAAAUGUUCCAGUGCUAGGGAACUGGUUACAUACAAAAUAUUCAUCCACUUGAUAAAACACUAGGUAGCUGUCAGAAAUGAUGCUCCCUCAAUGACUGGGUUCACGAGGAAAAUGUCGCUUGUGUUAUUAGGUGGAAAAGAGCAGGGACUUCCUUACCUUUUACUUAAGGAAAGCACAUCUCAGACCUGUGUGCAGGAAAACAAAACCCUUCCAAGGAGCACAGCAAGGUCCCGGUGUGGCUGUUCAGGGGUAAACGUGGUGAUGUGUCCCCUCUUCUUUCUGCCUUUCUGUGUUUUUCAAGUCUUCAGUUACGCACAUUACUGUUUUAUAAAAUAGAAGGAAUAUAGAUAAUAAAUAUUUACUGCAAAUCUAAAAUAAAAUGUUUAAAAACAGGA
Molecule: messenger RNA, 3024 nt
Organism: Rhinopithecus roxellana (golden snub-nosed monkey)
Lineage: Eukaryota; Metazoa; Chordata; Mammalia; Primates; Cercopithecidae
Gene: APOL5
Product: apolipoprotein L5
Exons: 8
Coding region: 812-2083 (423 amino acids)
Biological process (GO): lipid transport; lipoprotein metabolic process
Cellular component (GO): membrane; extracellular region
Molecular function (GO): lipid binding
Source: RefSeq, a predicted model, not a curated record